Molecule: messenger RNA, 1740 nt
Organism: Labrus bergylta (ballan wrasse)
Lineage: Eukaryota; Metazoa; Chordata; Actinopteri; Labriformes; Labridae
Source: RefSeq, a predicted model, not a curated record
CCCUGCCUCCCUGUCUGUCUGUCUCACUGCCUGUCUGUCUCUCUCUCAGGAGUCCACGUAUGGUACUCAUAUCCACGAGAAGCGAGAGGAGAGGGAGGCUCGUUUCUGUAACACGGUGCACGACAUCGUGAACAGGGAGGGUCGCUGUCUGAUCCCCGUGUUUGCUCUGGGACGAGCCCAGGAGCUACUGCUGAUCCUCGAUGAGUACUGGCAGAACCAUCCGGAGCUCCACGACAUUCCGAUCUACUACGCCUCGUCUCUGGCGAGGAAGUGCAUGGCCGUGUACCAGACGUACAUCAACGCCAUGAACGAUAAGAUCCGUAAAGCCAUCAACAUCAACAACCCGUUCGUCUUCAAGCACAUCAGCAACCUGAAGAGCAUGGAUCACUUUGACGACAUCGGGCCGAGCGUGGUGAUGGCGUCCCCGGGGAUGAUGCAGAGCGGUCUGUCCAGAGAGCUGUUUGAGAGCUGGUGCACGGACAAGAGGAACGGGGUCAUCAUCGCCGGUUACUGUGUGGAGGGAACGCUCGCCAAGCACAUCAUGACGGAGCCGGACGAGAUCGCUACCAUGUCGGGUCAGAAGCUUCCUCUGAAGAUGUCCGUGGACUACAUCUCCUUCUCGGCUCACACGGACUACCAGCAGACCAGCGAGUUCAUCCGGGCGCUCAAACCGCCACACGUGAUUCUGGUCCAUGGCGAGCAGAACGAGAUGGCCCGUCUGAAAGCGGCUCUUAUUCGCGAGUACGAAGAUAACGACGAGGUCGACAUCGAGGUCCAUAACCCUCGAAACACGGAGGCCGUUACGCUGAACUUCAGAGGAGAGAAACUGGCGAAGGUGAUGGGCUCUCUGACUGACAGGAAGUGUGUUCAGGGUCAGAGGGUCUCCGGGAUCCUCAUCAAGAGGAACUUCAACUAUCACAUUGUGACGCCCUCCGACCUCUCAAACUACACAGAUCUGUCUAUGGGCACCGUGACGCAGACUCAGGCCAUCCCGUACACCGGGCCCAUCUCGCUGCUGGUCAGUCAGCUCCGCAGCCUCGCAGGAGACGUGGAGCAGGUGGAGGGGACGGAGAAAAUCACCAUCCGGAUCUUUAAGAGCAUCACUCUGGUUCACGAGGCGGGCAUGGUGCUGCUGGAGUGGAUCGCCAACCCGCUCAACGACAUGUACGCUGAUGUGGUCACUACGGUGGUCCUGGAGGUCCAAUCCAACCCCAACGCUCAGAAAUUCCUCGAAGGAAAGAGAGACACCUUCGACGUGGACGUGUUCGUAGAGAGACUCGGACUCAUGCUGCACGACAUGUUCGGAGACGACUGCGUCAACUUCAAAGACGGUCAAAACCUGAGCGUGACGGUGGACGGAGUCACCGUCCUCAUUGACACCGAAACCAAAGCCGUGUCGUGUGCAGAAGAUGAGUCCUUGAGAGAGAUGGUCGAGGUCGCUGUCCACCGUCUCUAUGACGCCCUCAGCCCCACCUGUGAUGUCACCAGCAGGGGGCGCCCGCCUCCUGUCAGUGAUGUCAUCAGCGUCCCCAGUCAGCUGCUGAGUGACAGUUUGAUAUGAAACUUUCUUCUGUUUGUGUUUUUUUAAACACUUUGUUUCAAACUGAUUCCAAAGGAAUCUCUGAGGAGGCGGAGCGCCGACCUGAGCGCCGACCUGAGCGCCGACCUGCACCUGAUUUUGUGUUUCUGUAACGUGUCUGUGAAACAAUAAUAAACAUUCAGUGACUCUGUUUCUUUAAA